CUAUUACAUCAAGGUAACCAUCAGGGUAGGCAUGUAAGAACAAAAGACCGCAGUUCUACGAGUUUCGCGCAUUAGGGGCGCAUGUUGGUUUCCCCAUUUGGACAGACGCUUUGCACUUUGCAAGCUACUGACUGCGAUGGGGAACAACAAUAUUGCCACCUCAUGGCUGCUCAUGCAUGCGUGGUCUCCUGCGGCGAUCUAGAGGAUAUACAGGGUCAUCCCACGAGCACAUUUAAUUCACAGGUAAGCGUUGCCGAAUCUCAGGGUGGGGGAAGCGGAGUUUUAAAUGUGAGCAUACUUGGAUGAUGGAAAUUGGUUCGACUUGGGGUUUGCUGCUCGCCAUCAUCAACAACCUCGACGCCUGCCAUUCCGACGUCUUGAGCGUACGGGUCCUUACUUUCUUUUAAACCACACAGUCUCUUCAAGUUACACUCCUUCCGACGUUAUUAUGGACCAAACCUUUGACGCUUUCGACAAAGUUCAAGAAUCCAAUAUGGCAGCUAAACAGAGGUUUGAGUCAUUCAAGAUGGGUGGUGGCGCUCCAGCCAAUAGUUUAAACAAUUUCAUUCCAAAGCAUUCACACGGACGAUCUCGCUCUCGCAACAGUUCAAUCUCUUCUCUUUCAACACUAUCUAUUUCUGCUUCUGCGCCUUCAUUCCCCUCUCCAGUUGAAUUUUCUUUCAAUAACGUACCUUCAAAUGCACCCCCUUCAAAGCGCCCAAAUUCCCAUCACAGACGUCGUUCUUCUGUUUCAACUCGCCGCGAGUCGGCAGAGCUUAUGGGCGUGUCACUUCCCGACCUUCCAACAACUAAUUCAGAUGAUAACGUAAAUCUUGGCGACAGGGAUUCCAUUCGUCGCAGGGCACUCUGGGCUCUUGAGGGAAAGCCUGACCUUGCUUUCUCCAAGGUCGAAAUUCCUGAUAUCACGUCCCCCGGUUUGACAAGGUCUUUUGAAUUCCCAACCAAGCCGUCUUUCCCUCCUGGUACUGGUAUCAGUGGGCAUGGCAUUAGUAGCCUCAUGAGCAAACGUGAUUCAUUCGGCAAAAUGUUUCCCUCGACUUCUACCUCCAAAGAUCAACUUCAGACACUAGUCGAGGAGGAAGAGGAAGAAGAGGAAUCCCAAGAGGAACGUCCCGCCCAAGUUGCCCAAGUUGUCGAGGAAUUUACGGAAGCUCCCACUGUUCCGCUCAUUAUUACUUCAGCCUCUACAGUGACAAAGUCUGCUUCACGUCACCGUCCUGCCAGCCUCAAUCUCAGGCCCCUCUCUCUUGUUUCUGGAACUGCUGCCAGUUGCACACCCGGAAAUCUCCCCACGCCCACUCUUACGCCGAAUCAUCUGUCCAAUGGUCUGAGAUCACUCGCCUUGACAUCUGGCUCUGACACCUCGCUUACGAAUGCCAAGCUCACGAAAAGCAGUACGAAACGCCACUCCACUACUGUCACGUCAUCUUCUUCCGGUUCCUUUAGUCUCGCUUCACGUCGCUCUUUUUCAUCCGAAAGCUCCUCGCUCCGCGACAACAGCAGGAAACGCAGCAGCAUUUCAUACAAACGUUCUGUUGCCUCCAUUCCUCGCGACAUGGGUGUUUUGCCCACACCUGGUUCGACUCCCACCGACCGUCGGUUUUCGGAGUUAAAUAACGUAGAAUGUGUUGCAGAACAGCCCCUUGCCACAGCCGAGCAACAUUUUUUAUUUAGAUCUCAUAACGUGCUCCUGGCUCGCAUAAUGGAUCUCGAGCGCACACUACGUUCACGAUCAAUGUCCCGAUCGCGUCCCCUUUCCAUGGCUUCGGAGGCUUCGGCAGCGUCCUCCGAGCCAAGCGACGAGAUGUUGCAACUUAUUUCGGAUUUGAAAGCUGAGCGUGACGAGCUGAAGAGAGACGUAGAUGGGUGGCGCAUGCGUGUAGCUGAUGCAGAUAAACAAGCUGGCGUCCUGGCAAGGCGAGUCGAGGCUGAGAGAAGAGAGGCCUGGGUGGCUCGCUCGCGGCUUGGUCUACUGGAAGUCGAGAAGCGUAGCCUGGACAACGCCCUCGGUAGCAAGAAUGCCGAGCUCCAGCAAUCAAUAAGCCAGAGCGAGCAAUUCAAGAAGGAAUGUGAUGGCAUGAGGGAGGAGCUGGACAGGUUGCGUGCUCGCCUCCGAGAUGCUGACCAUGCAGUUGAUGAGGUCAUCCGCCUCCGCGCCGCACUCGAACAAGAGCGAACCAGGCGCGCGGAGCUGGAAAAAGUUCUUGACGAUGCCGGAUUACUUAAUACACCCACCAUUCCAUUUUCUGUUGGUGGGCAGGACAAAGGUUCAGUGCCUAGUCAAUCUUAUGGCACCCGUCCUCGUGGACUUGGCUUUCAGUCCAUUGACUCUGACGGCUCUUCAACCGAUGUCGAGUCUGUCGACCAAAGCUUUACUAAGGCUGAAUUGACCCUCGAUGCUGUCACAGAGGAAGAUGAGGACGAGGACGAGGACAGCUGCGACUGCGAUUUCUCUGACGAGGAGAAUGAGUUGGCUGGUUACGAAGACGCAGAAGACUCCGACCUCAGUUUCCAGAGUCCAGAUGGUUCAUCCAUUGGCUCCGGGGACGAACUCGACCUCAUGCCAGUCUCAGUCUUGAACGAGGCUACAAACCGACUCAGCUCAUUGCCCAAUCACGCUCCGCCGAAGUCUUUGCAUUCUCGACACAAUUCACUUUCUAAGACGUGGACGUUCCCCAAGGGUCAGCCUGUCACAGUCAAGCGUGAUGCUGAUGAGGUUGACCGGUUCUUUGGAUGCCUCGAUGAUGUCGAAAAUUCCCCGCCAUUUAGUUCUGAGGAGAUGGGCAAAGUGAUGUUCACGUCGACGUUCGGUCUUUCCUGCGAUGAUGACGAUGAGCUGCCACCCUUUGUCAUCCCUUCAGACGUUGGCACUAUCGUCGACAUUCCGACGUCGAGGAGCCUUGAUAUUGUGCCGGAAGAAGACGAAGACAAUGAAGGCGAAGCUGAUGACGAGAAUGAUGACGAACUCCUUGGCGAGGAAGUUGAGGGAGGGAUCCGUUUCACAUUCAACCCUCCACCAACUGUCUGCAGUCCUCCACCUGUCAUCUGCAUCACACCUCCGACAGAAUCUGAGCCGGUAUCUGUUGCAAGAAAACCUGUCGUUAUCUAUGAGCCUUUUGAUGAUGAGGAAGAUGAUGUUUCUCCCUUCACUUUUCCUCAGUCCAGGGUACAGGAGCCGAUCACUCCACCGUCCUCUUCGCCGCCGACUUUAGAGAGCAGCAGCCGUCCAUCAAGCCGGACAAGUAACUCGCCAUCGUCAAUUCCUCGUGCAACUUCACUGCGCUCGUUCAUGCCGCUCACACCGCCUUCUUCAGCUACACCGCCUAGAAGGACGUCUGAUCGUUUUAAUGCAGUAGCAGACUAUCCGGCGACGUCAUUUAUGACCCCUCCGUCACGGCGCGGCGGGAGCACCCCAUCCUUCAUUCCUCAACCAGUAUCGCCAUCACCAUCCAAGAUUUUCAGUCCUUCGAAAUCUCGCGUUCCUGUUCCGCUGAUGCGUUCCAAGGGUGCUACAAAUGUCAACGGAACUCUCAGAUACUACGGUACCUCUGAGGAGAUAGCAGAAGCAAAAUCAGAUACCUCCGACACUUGUGAAUACCCUGAUCGAUACGCCUCAACUUCAUCUUUAUCGUCAAUUAUGUCUUCACCGCUUGCGGCACGAAUUUCAUUCCAGACAUUGUCAAAUUUUAUUCCCCUCUCGUGGACGCCAGAGGCAGUAUCGCCAUUCACUAGUGCCCGUCCUGGUGUACGACGCUCGAUCGAAAGGAGAUUUGUUUCUAGGGAUCAGCAGUUGGAGAAGCUGAGGAAUCGACUGGGCAAUGACCAUAUCAUUGGCAUAGGACGCUGUCUUGCUGUCGCUCCUUGUGGUGCUUGCAAGGGCGUCAACAUUUUCUUGUGAAGAACCCUGCCAGUACGUUCCCUGAUAUAUGCCUGUCCUAGUCGUAUGCCUUUUUCUUUCCUAUGUUUCCCUUACAUCUCCGAUUGAUGUGUCACAUACUCUCAUAUCCUCACUUUUCUUUGUCGUGUUAUGACUGCCCGUGGAGGGCAAGUCAUGUUAUCAUGUGCCAAUACUGUUGUCUUUGUAUUAUAUUAUUACGUACCUUCUAAGAAUACUUAAGGACAGUCUUCAUUCAUGCUCAUAUUUUUAUUUGUCACGUUUAUGCAUUUCUUGGGUCUCAUUGAGCGAUCGAACGAUUGUGAGGUUGAUCCCCGACUCCCAACGUUAGUGAAAGAGGGCUGUUGUCGAACAUGGUGGGUUUCCCAUCUCCCAAAACCUCUGACUACACCCG
Molecule: messenger RNA, 4310 nt
Organism: Suillus subaureus
Lineage: Eukaryota; Fungi; Basidiomycota; Agaricomycetes; Boletales; Suillaceae
Exons: 6
Coding region: 449-3919 (1156 amino acids)
Source: RefSeq, a predicted model, not a curated record